AUGCUGUCGCUGGAUCCAGCCAAUGUGACGCCUGUGAAAUCGAUGACGUCUGUACGACGUCAUCGACAUGGUGAAUACACAUCGAUUACUGAUUCGAUUUCAAUCCAAAGAGACGAUAGGAAUAGGAAACCGAGACGUUCGAUGUCCAAUGAGCAUCAGGAAUCUGGACAUCAAAGUGAGGAUGAACGGGAAUCUCACGAUGAAGCAGAGACGUCGGCGAGGCAGAGGCGAUCGAUCGACAGAAGAGAUGACGCUGGGUUGUGA
Cooperia oncophora is the source of this 264-nucleotide messenger RNA. NCBI's taxonomy places the organism in Eukaryota, Metazoa, Nematoda, Chromadorea, Rhabditida, Trichostrongylidae. The record is from the annotation of a GenBank genome assembly.